Exophiala bonariae is the source of this 585-nucleotide messenger RNA. RefSeq lists its product as uncharacterized. The record is from RefSeq and is a predicted model, not a curated record. The coding region runs from base 1 to 585 and encodes 194 amino acids. NCBI's taxonomy places the organism in Eukaryota, Fungi, Ascomycota, Eurotiomycetes, Chaetothyriales, Herpotrichiellaceae. The transcript is spliced from 2 exons.
AUGCCUCCCAAGAAGACCACAGACAAGCCGGGAGAGAAGUCCCGAAGCGCAAUCUAUGGCCAGAAGCGACGUGACAACACCCGGGAGGCGAUGGAAGACCUUCAAGCCAUCAUUCCUCAAGAACACUUGGGAGGAGCCGCAGAAUGCGACUAUACCGCCGAGGGCAGGGUAAUCGUGGCGGCCAAGGCAUAUAUCACGGCACUGCAGAGCGAUUGCAAAGGCGCCUCAGCAGAUAAGACCGCCGCUGGCGAGACCAUCACCACCGACGAUGCCACCGUCGAAGAGACCCUCGAAGCCGAGACACUCACCACCACCACCGUCACCAACACCCCCUUCGCGCCAACAGCAGCACCUGCCCCGGCAGUCCUCGCACAACUGCCAGCAUACAGACAGCUGUUCGCAACGUUCACGCGAACGAUGCAGUUCAUCGCCGGCAUCGUGGCACAGAGCGGAGGUGAGGUUUCUGCGGAAACGAGGCUAGAGAUCGCUGAUCUCAACGAUCGCCUGUUUGAAUUCCUGGACCAGCUCAAGUACGAGGAAAUGGAGUUGAUAGAGAGUGGUCGAGGUGACGAUGAUGAGGAUUAG